Aspergillus calidoustus is the source of this 843-nucleotide messenger RNA. The record is from the annotation of a GenBank genome assembly. NCBI's taxonomy places the organism in Eukaryota, Fungi, Ascomycota, Eurotiomycetes, Eurotiales, Aspergillaceae.
AUGGAUCAGGCUCUGGCUGGGCCAUCCAGAGGAGGGAGGAAACGAGGCGCCUCGUGUUUGCAGCGUGAGCUCGGCUGUGAUGCCUAUAUGCGGCAACUGGCGUGCGAGAGCUCUGAUCGUGAGCCAAUGUCGAGCACCACGUCUCUUUCGCAAUCCAAACGCGACUCUGAGAUCUCCGAGGAGUGCCACAUCCAUUGGCAUGAGCGCCACAACCCUAACGACCCACCACUGGUAACCAGCGACGUCUCCCCAGACACAAACGCACGAAAGGAACCCUCUCGAUCGCAAACCCUUCAGCAAGCAGUCACAUACCCUCACCGGAUCCCCCACCCAUCAAUCUGGAGCCUCCCCAACGACACCCUACACUUCCCUACACUAGCCGCCAAAUCACUAGACGUCCAAACCCGCGAAAUGUUCAACACAGGCCUCUCCAGCGUCCUCCUCCCUGCAACGUUUGCAGCCUUCUCCAAACGCGUCGACCAAGACAUUGUCGCCUUCGUCCGCGACGACCAACGUGCACAGUGCCCACCCAUUGAAUGGACAGUCCGCUGCUACGCAACCUGGCACUUGGCAACCCUGCACUCGGAUCCGGACCUCCUCGCACAGAGCCGGUAUAUCUAUAGCGUGUUGAUUAGAUAUCUCCAAUCUGCGCUCGAUGAUCCGCGCAAGUCCACAUCGCAGACUACACUCACCGUCGCGGUGCUAUUGGGCAUCUACGAGGUCUUUGACGGGAGUUCCCCCGACGCGUGGCUGGUGCAUAUACGUGGUGCAAAGGAGAUAUUGAAACGCCGCGGGGCGGCAGCACAUUUAAAUGGGUUUGCGAGGACAAUUGUGUUUUCGUGA